AUCUCGUCUUUGUACAGUGCAGUUGAUUGUGUUAGCGGAAUUAAUUGCCCACUUCGAAGCCCUCCUGUUUACCAUCUACAUACAUCACCACUCUCGAUCGAUACUCUGAAAUAUAUCGCUACUUGCAAAGCACAAUCGCAUCAUCAUGGUCGACCGCCCCAACAAACCCUCGGCUCUGGCGGCCACUCCUGGCCUGCAGCCGCAAGCUCAGGUCACCAUCUCACACGGCAACUCCCGCGUUUCCGCAUCGCUCCCCUCGGGCGAGAGCAUCGAGAUUCUUCUGUAUGGCGCCACCGUGCUGAGCUGGAAGGACGCCUCUGGCGAUGAGAAGCUGUGGCUGAGCGAGGGUGCAAAGCUGGACGGAACAAAGGCUGUGCGGGGAGGCAUCCCCCUGGUCUUCCCGGUCUUUGGCACUGCUCCCGAUCACGAAGCCACCUCCAAGCUGCCUCAGCACGGAUUCGCCCGCAACUCCCGCUGGGAGUUCCUCGGCAAGUCCACCAGCGAAUCAUCCUCCAACAGCGUCAAGCUCGACUUUGGCCUGUCAUCCGAGAACCUUGACGAAGCCGCCCGCCAGCUGUGGCCCUACAAGUUUGGUCUCCUGUACAGCGUCACGCUUGACCGUGAGAGCCUGAAGACGGCGCUGGUGAUUACGAACGAGGGCGAUGUGCCAUUCGAGUUCCAGACACUGCUGCACACGUAUUUCAGAAUCAAGGACAUCUCCUCCGUCCAAAUCGCCGGCCUCGAAGACUCCCCCUAUGUCGACAAGGUAGACGCCGCAAAGGCAAAGACCCAAUCCUCCGACCCAGUCGCCUUCUCGGGCGAAACCGACCGCGUCUACACCCCUGCCAAGGGCCCCAGCCACCCCGUCGUCAUCAGCGAGGGCGGUGCGGCCAAGUUUAGCAUUGUGCGCGACAACCUAGACGACGUGGUUGUCUGGAACCCGUGGAUCGACAAGGCCGCUGGUAUGGGCGAUUUCGAGCCCAAGGACGGCUGGAAGAACAUGGUCUGCGCGGAGGCUGGCGCGGUGAGCUCAUGGCAGAAGCUAGAGAAGGGAGAUGCGUUUGAGGGCGCGCAGACUAUUUACUUGAAGUAAGAAAUGAGCAUAUAUCUGUAGACAAAUGUACACGUUCACGCUUGCAGUGCACUGUCCCAGUAUAUCAACACGCAUGUUGAUCAGGAUUGCAUUUGAAAAAUGAAGCUGAGUUGUGAUUUCCCAUUAAGAAAAUGUCAUUAUACCUUUGCAUUGCAGAUUUCUUUCCGUCACGUAUGUUGUUGUUUUUUUCGUCUCAUUUCAUCUUUCGUAGUACGACGUAUCCAACUCGUAGCCUGCUUAUAUACAAGGAAAGAAAAGGGAGACAUAAUUUCGUCCGUCUGGUGUACGUUUUCCUUAUUUUUUUAAUCAUUCUUUUUCUACCAUUUUCGUUUGGAGAAUUGCUUGUGAAAACAAUGUAUAUAUAAUUCAUAUACAAUGCCAUCUCUCACUGUCUCAAUUUUCCUUGUAUCAAAUUUCAUGUUUCAUUCUCUUUCAUUGUCUUUUCCUCAUUUCUUAUGUUCCCGGGAGUAGUGGUCCGCCACCAAGAAAGCCAGCUCAAGAGCCUGCUUCUCAUUCAAUCUCGGGUCGCAGAAAGACGUGUAGUUGGUCGAGAGGUCAUCCUCAUCAAGGCCCUCGCUGCCGCCCAGACACUCGGUAACCGCAUCGCCGGUCAGCUCCAGGUGCACGCCGCCGAGGUAGCUGCCCUCCUCCUUGUGGAUGCGCAGCGACUGCUCGAGCUCGCUGUAGAUGUCGUUGAAGCGGCGGGUCUUGAUGCCGGUCGGGGUGGACAGGGUGUUGCCGUGCAUGGGGUCGCACUGCCAGACGACGCAUCGGCGGUGCUCCGAGUCCUCGACGGCGCGGAUGUGCUUGGGGAGCAGCUCGGCGACUUUUCCGGCGCCGUAGCGGGUGAUGAGGGUGAUUUUGCCGGGCUCGCAGGACGGGUUGAGGGCGCGGAGCAGGGCGAGGAUGUCCUCGGUCGGGGUCGAGGGGCCGACCUUGAUGCCGAUGGGGUUUGCGAUGCCGCGGAAGAACUCGACGUGGGCGUGGUCGAGCUGGCGGGUGCGGUCGCCGAUCCAGACGAAGUGGGCGGAUGUGUCGUAGUACUCCUUGGAUUCGCCGCCGGCCUGGAGGGGCUUGAUGGUUGGUGAUGAGCUUGGGGGCGUGCCGGGCCUGCUGACGCCCGGAUGGGUGGGCUUCUCGAGGAGGCGCGUCAGGGGCUGCUCGUAUUCGAGCAGGAGGCCCUCGUGGCUGGUGUAGAGCUCGACGGUCUCGAGCUCGCCGGGGCG
Messenger RNA from Trichoderma atroviride IMI 206040, 2319 nucleotides. RefSeq lists its product as uncharacterized. Gene Ontology annotation, cellular component: cytoplasm. Lineage: Eukaryota; Fungi; Ascomycota; Sordariomycetes; Hypocreales; Hypocreaceae. Gene Ontology annotation, molecular function: glucose-6-phosphate 1-epimerase activity; carbohydrate binding. Gene Ontology annotation, biological process: carbohydrate metabolic process. The record is from RefSeq and is a predicted model, not a curated record.